AAAAAAUUAAAAGCUUUUCAAUUUUCGCAGAAAGAUAAAAAAGUAGAUCUAUUUCCUCUUCGUUGCUUGAAAUCUCUCUGAUUCCUCCUGCAUAAAAGCUUGCAUCUUUGGGAUUGUUCUUAGUCGAAGUUUUGAUAGCUGACAUGGUGGGUUCUGGUCACUUUCCGUUUUGGAAGCCGAGGGAGACGCCUUGGAAUUUGAGGUCGCGUACAAAAAGCAUCACUCAAGAAGAACUUGCCAAGCGUCCUGACCCAUUCUCUCUACCUUUUCUCCUUGAUGGGCUUGAUGAAGAUGGUAAAUACGGUUGGCUUUCUGAUGAUGUAAAGAGAUUUUGUAAGCUGAGACAGUACUCUUCGAAUGCUUCUAUCUCAUUGGAAGAUGCCGAAGCUAAAGAAGUGAAAAAAACAGCCAAGUCUGUUCAGAUUCCUAACAUUGAUUCCGAUGAUGAGUUGCCUCAAGAAUCAGUUACUCUUCUACAUAAAAGGCAAAAGAAGCUCAAGGGAGUGGUUAUUGUGGAUGAUGAUGAUGGACGUCAGUUCUCUACUACAGAUAAGUUGAAGAAGUGCUCAGAUUCUUCAAGCAAUGCUCUUCGAAACAGCUCUAAUGAUGAUGUUAUGAGUGAGAAUAGCUCAGGAUCUGACACAAGUGUUCAAGGUUAUGACGAGGAGGAUUCAUCGAUGAAUUCUAUUGCUAGCGACAAUCAAAAUCCUCUAUAUGUAGAUGCAGAGGAAGAAGAAGAGCUUUGGAGGCAGAUGGCUUUUAUUCAGGAAUCAAUUAAGGAAACGGUGGAGCCUUCACAAAUGAAUGAUCUCAAACAAGUCGAAGACUGUGACCAUUCCUUCAUCUGCAAGGACGAUAUUGGAGAAGUGUGUCGUGUUUGUGGACUCAUCAAGAAACCAAUUGAGAGCAUGAUCGAGGUUGUGUUCAACAAGCCAAAGAGAUCAAGACGAACUUAUAUGCAUGAAAAAGAAAAUGGGGAAACAAGCAAGACCUUCUCAAUAAGCCGGCAGUCUUCUCAGACAAACAUUUUGGGAGAAAAGAUGUUCAUCCACCCAAGACAUGAUCAGGCCAUGAGACCUCACCAGACUGAAGGCUUCAGAUUUUUAUGCAACAACCUUGCAGCGGAUGAACCAGGUGGAUGCAUACUAGCUCAUGCACCGGGAUCAGGCAAGACAUUUCUGCUCAUCAGCUUUCUACAGAGCUUCAUGGCUAUGGAUCCGCAGGCUAGACCAUUGAUCGUCCUACCAAAGGGGAUCAUAGAUUCAUGGAAGAGAGAGUUUACUUCGUGGGCAGUUGAGAACGUCCCCCUUUUUGAUUUCUACAGCGUGAAAGCAGAAUCACGGAAACAACAACUGAAAGUUUUGGGGCAAUGGGUCGAACAGAGAAGCAUUCUGUUUCUUGGGUACCAACAGUUUGCAAAGAUCAUCUGCGAUGAUAACUUUGAAGCAGCUUCAGAAGAUUGUAAGCUGAUAUUGCUUGAGAAACCAACGUUGCUUAUACUUGAUGAAGGUCACACAUCAAGGAACAAGGAGACAAACAUGCUUAUUUCGCUUGCUCGUGUCAGGACUCCUCGAAAGGUGGUUCUCACAGGUACUUUGUUCCAAAACAAUGUUGAGGAAGUGUUUAACAUUCUGAAUCUUGUUCGUCCCAAGUUCUUGAAGCGUCCUGGAACUCGGGAGAUUGUUUCCCGAAUCAUGUGCAAGGCAGAGAUACCAAGUGGCAAACAGAUGAACCAGAGUAGUAUUGAGGGAACUUUCUUCGCUGCAGUAGAGUUUACAUUACAGAAGAGUACAAGCUCUUCUGCUAAAGCCAGCUUGAUAAGGGAUCUACGCCAAAUGACCCGUAACAUCUUGCAUUAUCACAAAGCAGAUUUCAGAGGCUUGCUCCCCGGAAUAAGUGAGUUCACUAUCAUGCUCAACCUGAGCUCAAUUCAGAGAGAUGAAGUCAAGGGUCUGAGGAACAUGGAACUGUUCAAGCAGAUCUCUCUUGGUGCUGCUUUGUAUAUCCACCCAAAGCUCAAAUCUUUCUUGGAUGAAAACCCGUCAAACGGUGAAAAGAGUUUUGAUGAUAACAAUAACACAAUGAGGAAGCUAGACAAGGUGCUGGAGAAGAUCAAUGUGAGAGACGGUGUGAAGAUGAAGUUCUUUCUAAACCUCUUAGCUCUGUGUGAAUCAAUAGGAGAGAAGCUCUUAGUGUUCAGCCAAUACAUAGCUCCAAUAAAGACUCUUGAGAGACUCAUAAGCUCAAUGAAAGGUUGGCAUUUAGAGAAAGAGAUGUUCACAAUCACAGGAGAUUCGAGCAAUGAGCAAAGAGAAAGUUCAAUGGAGCGAUUCAACAAUUCUCCAGAGGCAAAAGUGUUUUUCGGAUCGAUAAGAGCUUGUGGGGAAGGAAUAUCACUGGUGGGAGCAUCAAGGGUUCUGAUACUUGAUGUUCAUCUGAACCCAUCAGUGACUCAGCAAGCCGUGGCUAGAGCUUACAGGCCAGGACAGAAGAGGAAAGUGUAUGCAUACAGGCUCGUAGCUGCGGAUUCACCAGAGGAAGAGAACUACAAAACCAGUACGCGCAAGGAGACUAUGUCGAAGAUGUGGUUCGAGUGGAAUGUUGGAUCGGUAAGAGAUGAUUUUGGGUUUAGAGCGAUUGAUGUUGAUCACUCCGGUGAUGCGUUUCUUGAGACGGCCAAAUUAAAGGAAGACAUCAAGUGUUUGUACGGAUAGACGUACUAUUUCCCCCUCGUAACUAUCAUAUCGUACUGGUUCCACAUCGAUCUUCAACCUCUUACUCUAGUUCCCUCGGACUUUCAUUCUCCGUCUAUUUCCCCCCGAUUUCAUACUUAAAUUUCUAUUUCCCCAUCGACCUGGGUUUACACGGUUUUGGAACUAAACCCGAUAGAAACCCAUAUUAAACCGGUAUGAAAUUAAUUUAUUACCCGGAUAAGAUAUUCAACCCGAUCCGACUUCUUCUUCUUCUAUUUUAAAUCGAGAACCCCCAAACUUGACACUAAGAACCCUAAAAUCAAAAUUGAAAACGAAAUCUCUCUCUUUCUCUCAAAAUCAUGAGCAAUGUCUCUGGAUCUUCAAGCUGUUCGGCAAAUGUCCGCGAAAGAGGAAGAUUUGUUGGUGUGCCUAAGAGAUGUUGGUGUGGAGAAGCAAUUGUGGCAAAAAAUUCAAAAUCUAAACAAAAUCCGUGUAGACGAUACUUUCGCUGUGGGUAUGCAGCUGCGAAUAAGGUAAUAGGAAGUUAUUAUUUGGCUUAUGAAUGUUGAUAAGGUUUUGUUGGAUAACAAAAUCAAUUGUCUAUGUUCUAGCUUAUGAAUGACAAUCAUAUUUUCAAGUGGAUCGAUGAAGCUUUGUUGGAUGAGGUAGAGACAAUGAAAGGGUUUAAAGAUGAGGUUGAGAAGAUGCAAAUGAAGCUGCAAAUGGAGCUUCAGAAGAAGAUGGGAAUGGAGGUUGAGAAAGAGUUAUUUGAGAGAAUUGAAGAUUUAAAAGCUGAAUUCAAAUUCAGGAUGAAUGUGAUAAUUGUUUUAGUAUUUGGUUGUAUGAUCAUCUUUGCUCUAGUGAAGCUAAUAUGAUGAUUUUUAUGAUGAAUGUGAUAAUUGUUUUAGCAUUUGGUUGUAUGAUCAUCUUUGCUCUAGUGAAGCUAAUAUGAUGAUUUUUAUGGAUCAUCUUUUGUAUUUGGUUGUUAAUGUUAAUGGAUCAUUUUUAUGAGACAAUAUGUUUAAAAGAAGAGAACAUGUCAAAAGAGUUCAAAAGAUCAUACAUAGACCAUUCGAAACCGAGUUCAAAGAGACCAUUACAUAGACCGAAACCAUACAUAGACCAUCCAAUUUCUAAAGGUUCAAAAGGUUCAAAAGAGACAAUACAUAGAUCAUCCGAAGGUUCAAAGAGACCAUUACAUAGACCAUAUUAAAACAGAACAACAUUCAUGUUCUGAAACAAGGUUCAUAAGAAUAGACACAUUAACAUCAGUCCUCCAUCCCAUAAUUACUUCUCUUGAGUCAAACAGCCUUGAGAAGAUUCGACUUGAGCUCCAGCCUACAAUGUUACUAAAAUAUUAGAGUCAACCCUUGAAACAAAGAAACGAUAUUCACAUUCUAAAGGGGAAAUAACUAACCUGUGCCUUCUUAUUCUUAUUCUUAUUCUUCUGGUGGUACCUACAAUUAUGAUCAGCUGCACCACAAAUCCCACAAUGCAUGAUUCUUUUCUUUUGUUUUGGUUGCUUCUUGGUAGGUGACUCAUUAACACCUUUCUUCCUCUUCUUGUCUACCUUUUCAUCGUCCGGCCUUGGUGGUGGAUACACAUUUUCACCUCCAGUGGAAGGCCAAUAGCGUAGACCUCUUUGUGGAACAAUCCCCUCUGUGUAAUUCUCCUUCCACUUAAAUGUUCUGAACCAUUCACACACAUAAUCUUCAGCUUCCAAUUUUUUGUUGAUUUUCAGUCCAUAAGCAUGUUCGCAGGGGAUUCCACAAAUCUGAAACUUCAUGCAGGUACAAGUUCUGGAAUUCAAACAGACCCUGUGUUUGUCAUAUCCCAGGUAAACUUCAUAUGUUCCAUUUGUAUUGGGAUAUACAGAGCACUCAGAAGCUGCCUUAAGCUCGUCAGCAAGGAAAAGUUUCACAUAUGGAGUGCAUAUCCCUGACACAUUCGAAAAAGAACAUUAGACCACAUUCGAAGAAGAACAUUAAACAUUAGACAAUACAUAUAAAUGAUAAAAGAAGUACAGUGUUACUAACCUUCAUGUGCAUGAGAAAUAGCAGACCGUUUAGCAAUCCUCACCAUGGCAAGCCUUCUUACAGUCUCCAACAUAGCCACAAAUGGUUUCUCUCUUGCCUUGUUGAUUGUACUAUUGAAGGACUCCACAGAGUUGUUUUCAACAUCCUCACAGUAGCUGCCAAUCUUGUGGAAUGCCCUACACCAAGUCUUUGGUUUAGUCUUCAGGACA
Messenger RNA from Camelina sativa (false flax), 4938 nucleotides. Its product is annotated as protein CHROMATIN REMODELING 35-like. Lineage: Eukaryota; Viridiplantae; Streptophyta; Magnoliopsida; Brassicales; Brassicaceae. The record is from RefSeq and is a predicted model, not a curated record. Gene Ontology annotation, molecular function: ATP binding. Gene Ontology annotation, biological process: gene silencing by siRNA-directed DNA methylation.